UGCCCUGAAAAUCAGUACCUAGCAGUGCCACCCAUCACUGCCUCCAUCAGUGCCACCAAGCAGUGAUGCACAGCAGUGCCUAUCAGUGCUGCCCAUCAGUGUUGCCAGUCAGUGCUAUGAGUCAGUGUCAUCAGUCAGUGCUAUCAGCGCCACCAGUCAGUGCUGUCCAUCAGUACCACCUAUCAGUACCCAUCAUUGCUGCAUAUCAGUGCCUGUCAGUGCCCAUUAAUGCCAUCUGUCAUUGCCCUCAGUGCCCAUUAAUGCCAUCUGUCAUUGCCCAUCAAUGCCACCUGCCAGUGCCCAUCAGUGCCACAUCAAUGCCGUGUAUCAGUGCCUACCAGUGCACAUCAAUGCCACAUAUCAGUGCCCAUCUGAGCUGCCUUUCAGUGCCACCUAUCAGU
Staurois parvus is the source of this 401-nucleotide messenger RNA. The record is from the annotation of a GenBank genome assembly. NCBI's taxonomy places the organism in Eukaryota, Metazoa, Chordata, Amphibia, Anura, Ranidae.